AUGGCAAUGGCUGCGAACAUCCUGCCGACCCCAGCGGCCGCCUUCUGUCUGAAUGUGAAUGCUCAGGCGAUGCCGAGCGCGCUGCAGGGCCUCAAGCUCGGCGCCAAGAACCCGAUCUCGAUGGCGUACAAGGACUCGAAGCUCUGCCUGGCGAUGCUCUCGCACACGCUGCACCAAAACUACCACAAGCAGACCGGCAUCGCCUUCUCCACCGUCUACCCGGGCGGGGACUAG
This is a messenger RNA of Emiliania huxleyi CCMP1516, 234 nucleotides long. RefSeq lists its product as hypothetical. The transcript has 4 exons. The record is from RefSeq and is a predicted model, not a curated record. Lineage: Eukaryota; Haptophyta; Isochrysidales; Noelaerhabdaceae. The coding region runs from base 1 to 234 and encodes 77 amino acids.